This is a messenger RNA of Rhipicephalus sanguineus (brown dog tick), 2245 nucleotides long. Its product is annotated as H/ACA ribonucleoprotein complex non-core subunit NAF1. Gene Ontology annotation, cellular component: sno(s)RNA-containing ribonucleoprotein complex. Gene Ontology annotation, biological process: box H/ACA snoRNP assembly; ribosome biogenesis; pseudouridine synthesis. Gene Ontology annotation, molecular function: RNA binding. Bases 436 to 2106 code for a protein of 556 amino acids. The record is from RefSeq and is a predicted model, not a curated record. The transcript has a single exon. Lineage: Eukaryota; Metazoa; Arthropoda; Arachnida; Ixodida; Ixodidae.
GAGUUUGUUGCCAUGCCUCUUCGAGAACCACGUGUUUGUCCGGAGGGAAACAAAUGCAAGCCCGCCACAAAGCUCAAGUUGUUUUCAGGUGUGCGGGGAUUGAAUGACCUGUCAUCACAUCGAUCGCCUUCUCGUUCUUUGAAGCAAAAGCAGAGAUGGAUGCAGCGAGCGAGGAGUUACCCGCCGAUCACGAAUUCAACGGUACGAAAGAGUCGUGUGUUGAUGCCGAGAAAACCGAAAAGACGUAUCUCGAAGCUGGCGUGUCAUGCAACGGUCGCGAACCUUCGUUGAGCGACGUUGAUUCGCAGGUGGGAGUGGGAAUGCAGAGCGGACGCAACGGGCACUUGGACGUCGUUCCGCAGGAAACGGCAUGUCAAUUGUCGCCUGCAUCGUCUGCAUACGACGGCAUCCCUGUAGACAUUACAAUGCAAGCUGAUGGCGAGCAGCCUUUGGUUGACGGGACUGGUUCUAACAACAACAUUGAGUCGGGGGAUUUCACAACAGUUAACUUGGUCGCAGUUGCGCGACAACGUAGGUAAAUCAUCGAAUGACAGCGACGGCGCAGAGCGAGACGUCGUAGACUUGAUGCGUGAUAUCGUGGGCCGUGUCGCCAACUGCAUCGAAGACGAUGCAGCGGUGCCGUGUUCAUCCAUGGACACCGACGCGCAAAAUCAGCCCGAAGAUGUGGUGGAUGGAAGCGCGGGCUCUCCCAGGAACGCGCAAGUGCUCUCCAAAACGCCUCGGGUAUCGUACCGAGACAACGAAGAGGACGUGUCAAGCGACAGCACGUCGUCCUCUUCGUCCUCCGACAGUGACGUCGAAGUCGUGACGCCGAUGCGGCGCGGCGCCACCAAAGGAGACGACUCCGACUGCUGCUCGGACGGCGGCGAAGUCGGCGGCCAGCGGACGACGACCAAGCCACGGUUUCAGGGCCGCGGCGGUGGCAGACCCCGAAACCGCGGCAUCAAGACCCCCGGCGAGCUCGACAUCGACGACCUGCCUCCCAUCGAGGACUUGCACAUCACGCUGCCGCGCACCGAGCUCCGGCAGGCGGGCCACGUGAAGCACGCCGUCGACCAGCUGCUCGUGGUGGAGAGCGAACCGGGUCAGCCCGUGCUCGACCUGGACUCGGUGCUGUUCCGGGCCGAUGGCACGGCACUGGGGCGCGUCUUCGACGUGCUGGGCCCCGUGGCGGCGCCCUACUACGCGGUGCGCUUCAACUCUGCCCAGGAGCUGACCGAGCGCGCUCUGGAGCCGGGCGAGCCGGUGCUGUACGCCCCGUUGCACGCGGACGUCACGCAGUACGUGCUCGAGUCGGAGAUCCGCAAGCAGCGCGGCUCGGACGCCUCGUGGGAGAACAACAACGAGCCACCGCCCGAACACCUGGACUUCUCGGACGACGAGCAGGAACGCGAGGUUCGCAAGCAGCUGCGCGCUGCGCGGGCCGCUUCGUUCAACAACAAAGCCGAUCCUGCUGGUGGAGACCAAAGGCCUCGCGGUGCUUCGAGAGGCCGGGGAAGGGGCAGAGGUGUGCCCAGGGGCGACAGAGAGCCGCAACCGGAGUCAGCCAAUGGGGCUGCGCAUCUGUACAACGAGGGACCUCCGAGGCCCGAUCAGUUCUACAAUAAUCGCAGUAGGCCUCAGUGGCCACCUUCGUGGAGCCCGCAGCAGCGCUGGCCCGGUCACGGUUCGCCGGUGAGGUUUCGGCCUAACCCACCACCGCCUCCGUCGUGGCCUGCGAGCCCGCAGGGCAACGAUAGGGUCCCAAACGUUUGGAACACCCCACCGCCUUCUUUGCCCUGGCAGCACAGCGGGCCAUGGCCUAACAGGCCUCCUAUGUUUCCAGACUUGAGAACCCCACCUCCCAACUUCGGUCGUGCAGUGCCGCCUCCUUCCCAUCCUCAAGCAGCUUUCCCGAAUCCCCACGGACUACAUGCCAACACGCCUACUGGUAGUUUGAGCUACCAGCAGGCUGGUGCAGCGAGCCAGCACGAUCCCAAUUCUCUACCGUCGCCUGUUUACAACAGCACGGGGCAGAGGGUCUCCUUGUACGACCCUGUGCCGGACCUUCAGCGAAUUCUCGCCACACCACCACCGAGACGCUAAGGGACGGUGGCAUAACACACUGUUGUUCUCGGUGUGGUUCAUGUGUUCCAUUGAAGAUACUUUCUCAGUUUUCAUAACAGUGAUGUAAUCAUGCCUGACUCUUUCAUGUGGUGAUUUCAAGACCUUGAUGUUUGAAACA